This is a messenger RNA of Melozone crissalis (California towhee), 6013 nucleotides long. It is a transcript of the gene EFNB2, whose product is annotated as ephrin B2. NCBI's taxonomy places the organism in Eukaryota, Metazoa, Chordata, Aves, Passeriformes, Passerellidae. The transcript is spliced from 5 exons. Gene Ontology annotation, cellular component: plasma membrane. The coding region runs from base 1029 to 2030 and encodes 333 amino acids. Gene Ontology annotation, biological process: axon guidance; ephrin receptor signaling pathway; blood vessel morphogenesis. The record is from RefSeq and is a predicted model, not a curated record. Gene Ontology annotation, molecular function: ephrin receptor binding.
GGGGACUCGCAGCGGCGGCAUCGGAGGUUGGAAGCGCCGCGCUGGGAACGACAGUGGCUGGCGCCGCUUCUCCUCCCUCGCUCCAUUCCUUCUCCUCCGCGGUGGGUUGCGCUCGGCGCAAAUCCCGCGCCCGUCGUUCCUCUUGCUCAGUCAGCCGCCGCGGCGCGCACUGCAGGUCGCGCAACGGGAGAGGGACGAUUUGACGCUGCGACCCCCCCGCCCCCCCGUUUUGGUUUAUUUUAUUUUUUUAUUUUUGUAAUCAUUAUUGUCCGUCCCUGUUUCUUUCCUUGCUCCGCUCCGUGGUCUUUGCCGGCGACAAGGACAGCAGUGCCCCUCGGGGAAGCCGGAGCCCUGCGGAUGCGCCUCCCCGGGACUGGGGGAGCUGACUCGGAGUGGAUUUAUUGACUCGCGGUUGCUUCCGAGCUGCCCGAAACAGCCUGAGCUGGUGCCCGUGCGGAUUGCAAACUGCGGGGAGCAGUGAUAGACAUACAGGAGGAGCCGCCCGCCGAAGCUGUGUCCUUUUCCCCCCGACCCUUUUAUUUCUCCCGCUACCCUUUAUUUUACCUCUUUUUAAUUUAUUUUUUGUUUUACUCCUUUUCACGCGGGCCUUAGACACUGUGAACGCGUAUGGCGCUCUGGAUCCAAAUGGGAGUUGGCAGUUUGAGUGGCAUCUUCCAAGGCAGCCGGGAGACCCCCACUAAGAGGAAGGACUAAGGCGUUUGCUUUUUUUUUAUUUUUUUUUUCUAUUGCUGUUACUUCGGAGGUAGCUUGGAUCUGACCUCACAGGAGAUAUUCCUACAUGCGAGUGGCAUACAUGACUCAGUAGAUCUGCUUGCAGUUCUCGCCAAGUGCAUCGUCGACCCUUACUGAUUUUUUAAAAAAUUUUUUAAAUUAUUCUUUUUUUCCUAUCAAUCAUCCCGGCUGUUGGGAUACCGGGCACCCACCCUGCUGUUGCCGCUCAGGUGCGUGGGAAGGCGCACGGCGGAGUUGGCGAGGCUCCGGGGAGGGACUCGGUGCCGCCUGCGACCAUGGCAGCGCGGAGGCGAGAUGCCUCCGCCUGGAAGUACUGCUGGGGAGCCGUGAUGGUUUUAUGCAGAACUGCACUGGCGCGGUCCAUCGUUUUAGACCCCAUAUAUUGGAAUUCCUCUAACCCCAAAUUCCUUCCUGGACAAGGAUUGGUACUAUAUCCACAAAUUGGAGACAAACUGGAUAUUAUAUGCCCAAAGGUGGACUCUAAAACUAUUGGCCAAUAUGAAUAUUAUAAGGUCUACAUGGUUGAUAAAGACCAAGCAGAUAGCUGUGCUAUUAAAAAGGACAAUACACCUCUACUUAACUGUGCCAAGCCAGAUCAAGAUGUUAAGUUUACCAUCAAGUUUCAAGAGUUCAGUCCUAAUCUCUGGGGCCUGGAAUUUCAGAAGAACAAAGAUUAUUACGUCAUAUCAACAUCAAAUGGGUCUUUGGAGGGCCUGGAUAACCAGGAGGGAGGGGUGUGCCAGACAAAAACCAUGAAGAUCCUCAUGAAAGUUGGACAAGAUCCCAACUCAGCAGGGCAGCCCCGGUACACGGAUCCCACCAGGCGCCCCGAGCAGGAAGCUGGCACCAACGGGAAGAGUUCCACCACCAGCCCCUUUGUGAAGGACCACUCAGGAUCUAGCACAGAUGGCAGUAAGGCUGGGCAUUCCAGUAUACUGGGUUCAGAGGUGGCCUUAUUUGCAGGGAUUGCAUCAGGGUGCAUCAUUUUCAUCGUCAUCAUCAUCACUUUGGUGGUUCUUUUGUUGAAGUACCGGAGAAGACACAGGAAGCAUUCCCCGCAACACACGACAACUCUAUCACUUAGUACGUUAGCCACCCCAAAACGCAGUGGCAACAACAAUGGUUCUGAGCCCAGUGACAUUAUCAUUCCUCUAAGGACUGCAGACAGUGUCUUUUGCCCCCACUAUGAAAAGGUCAGCGGCGACUAUGGACAUCCGGUGUACAUAGUUCAAGAGAUGCCUCCUCAGAGUCCAGCAAACAUUUAUUACAAGGUCUGAGGAACACACAACCAGCUCUGUGGUACAGUUGAGUCGUAGAGGAAACUCACUGGUCAAAUGCUUUCUGUUGGGGUUUGCGAUGACGCCUUGUGCGCUAGCAUUGACUUAAGCACAGGGAGGAGAAGGCAACAGCUCUUUCUCCAGGAACCGACGCGAGCUGGACAGCUUACCUAGUCUGUAGAAUCCCUAUCUCGGUGAAUAAGUAUUCACUAAAAGCUGGAAGACUUUUCUGUAGAAGAUGCCCAUUCUGAUUGCUGUACUCUUGUUACAUUCAUCAUCCUCAAAGCCAUGUGCUGUGGGCAUUCAGGCAUGUACAAAAGCCAAGGGAAGAUGGAGCAAUCCGUGGAUGUUAAUAGCUCUAGGCAUCCUGGGAAGGUGCUCUAGGAUAUAUCAAGCUUGAAAUGCAAUCUUCUGACUUUUGUGUGUCUCUCUCAGUGCGUACUGGAUUUGUCACACAGACCUUGGUGUCUAAGUAAGACUUGUUAAAGUUCUCUUGCUUUUAGUCCGUCACUGUUCCAUUUGUUUCUGUUAUCCGGGGCUCUGCCAUCCUUCACAUAAGAUUUCCUUUCACUCCACCUCCUGAAUCACUAAUGGAACAUUAAUGUUUGGAGAUCCGCACUCCAUCCAUCUGCUACAGCAGCCUCACUCGAAUGGGUAAUGCAUUUAUAAAAAUUGUGUUUGAUAGUAAGGAGCCUUCCAGCCAAAAAGUUAGGCUGUCAACAAAGUCAAGAGCAGGACUGGGUGGUGGAGGGAAGGGCUGAUUGAGGUUGCAAUUGAAUAUUGCUGCCUCAGAAAUAGAAGCUGGGAAGAAAAAAAAAUGCAUUUAGGUAGCACAGCACUUUGGUAUGCUCAGUUUUAAGAGGCAAGUAGGAAACACAAUAACAUGUGCAGUGGAUUAAGGCUGCAUUUGAAGGAAUUCACGGUUAUCAAAUACCACUGUGCAGAAAAAAAUAGUACCUUCAAUACAGUAGAACAAAGGGGUAUUGUUAGUAAGUCAACAAGCCUGGAGAAGACAAGACAAUAGCAGGCCACUGAGGAUGUAUUAGGGCAGGGCUGUUGUGGUACUGGCAAUAAAAUAAACAGCUUUGAAGCUGUAGCAAAAACGUAGUCUGCCUUGGAUGACUUUUAAGCAGACUCAGCUGCUAUACGAUCACAUUAUACUAAACACAGGGAAAGCAUUUAAGAAAACAACUGAGAGCCAAGUGCCUACGAUGAUUAUAAGCCAGUGGGUCAAAUGAGCUAUAAUUCUAUCACUGAUAAAGUUGUGGGGAAAACAAACAAAAAAAAAAAACAAACCACAAAACCUUGCUCAUCUCUGAAAGUAAGGCAGAAUUUCUUUGUGACUGACCCUUUUGGCACUUUGGCUUAUUGUAGUGCUGUCCCUGCACACAGUGAGUGUAGGUACUGACUGACACAGCAGUUCAUUGGUGCUCAGUUGCAAAGUUAAAGCACAUAUGGCAAACCUCUGGCAGUCCGUAAGGGUAAAAUAAAUUAUGACACUGAGAUGGAGAAGGAAAAUAUGUCUUAUUUAUAAUAGGUGUAUAGAACACAAGGGAUAUAAAGUGAGAGUUUUUCUUUUGUUCAUUCUUUCUUACUUUUGGUUUGGAUUUUUUUACUAAUAUAUAUUUUGAGAUUGCACAGAAUCUACACCAGAAGAUGUGAAAUUCAUUUGCGGCAAUUGCAUAGUCUUAACUUGUCAUCACUUUCCAUAUAUGUGUGUGUGUGUGUCUAUGUAUAUACACACAUAUAUAAGUAUAUAUGCAUACGUAUGUAUAUAUAUAUGUAUGCAUAUGCGCACAUUUUUUUUAAAAAUAAACUACUUCUGGAAAAAAAAAAAAAACAGCUAUCCUAAACCACCAGUGGGAGCAUAGUUAAAAAAAAAUUCCAAAGCAUCUUGUAAGAGGAAAGUAGAAAAUAUAAGGUCCAAAAUAUCAGGAAUUCAGUGUUACUGCAUCACUUAUUUAACAGCAACAAGAUGUGCCGGCAUUUAUUUUCUGUGUUGUGUUUUCCCUUGCCUUACAGGGUGAUGUGUUCUGUAGAUUUUGUUGAGGUUCGUAGAGGGGGGUUUCAGGUUAAAGUUUUCUCUUUAGCGUGGCUAUUCCCCUAAAGCUCCCACCAUAGGGAGGAAAUAAAAAAAAACAACCUCUACUUUUAUAUGUGCUAUGCAAAUAGACAUUUCUAACAUAGUCAUGUUACUAUGGUAACACUUCGCUUUCUGAUUUGGAAAGAAAAUGUAGCAACAGCAUUUUAGGGUUCUCAGACCUCUGGUGAGCACCUGCAAGAGAAAAAAAAAGAAAAAAAAAGGAAAGAAAAGAAAAAUAUCUGUCAUAGAAAUGAUCACUCGCUUUGUUUUCUGAACCUGAAGAUAAUGUUGGGAUGUUGGCCCAAAAGAGAGAAACAAAAAACAAAAAAAAUUCCAACCCAUGGUUCUGUGGCAGGUUACCAUGGUGACUAACUACACUACAUAUGUAAUUCUUUUCAACAACCCUUCUUUUCUAUGAAUCUAUCCAUACAAGGUUCUCUUGUAAGUCAUUAAGAUUUUAUUUUGGGGGAGGGGAAGGGAAAAGAUGGGCUUACUGAUCCUUAUUUUUAUUAAAUCAUAUCUAUGCUUCAUCAGUUGGCUACAUUCUAGUUAUAUACUAAACUGUGAAAAAAAAUCAGACUAAUUGCUCAAGAGCAACCUGCAACCAAUUGAAAAAAAAAAAUGUACUGUGCGUCUGUUUUGUGUCUGGUGCAGAAUUAUGACAAUCUACCAACUGUUCCUUUCUUUGACGUUGGUCCAGCUUUGAAAAGUUACUGUAAAUGCCUUGCUUGUAUGAUCAUCCCUAGUCACCCAAAUUGGAAUUUGCACCAUCAUGUCUAAGUGAAGAUGCUGUAAAUAGGUUCAGAUUUACUGUAUAUGGAUUUGGGGUGUUACAGUAGCCUUAUUCACAUUUUUAAAUAAUUAAAAAACCCACAUGAAAACAAGAUAAAAAAGGCUUUUCUUAACCAGAUUGUGUAUAUAGAGCAAUGUUGGUUUUUUAUAAAGUCUGAGCAAGAUGUUUUGUAUAAAAUUUGAAUUUUGCAAUGUAUUUAGCUACAGCUUGUUUAAAGGCAGUGUCAUUCCCCUUUGCACUGUAUUGAGGAAAAAAUUAUAUAAAAGGUUGCCAAAUUGCCGCAUAUUUGUGCUGAAAUUGUGUACCAUGAAUAUUUAUUUAAGAAUUUCUUUGUCCAGUUUGUAAGUAACACAGUAUUAUGCUUGAGUUAUAAAUAAUUUCUUCUUUCUUUUUCUUUUUUUUUUAAUUUUAUUUUUUGGUUUUGUUUGUUUGUUUGUUUCAUUCUGUAUUAAAACUAGCCGGUCAUAAGUUUGAAAUCUGCUUUAGUUCCACAUUGCAAUUAGUUCCCAGAAAAUGAAAAUUAUGAAAAUCACAUUCCACGUCUGUUUCAAACUGAAUUUGUUCUUAAAAAAAUAAAAUACUUUUUUCCUAUGGAAACCUUGCCUUCUAAGUAUUUUCUUCUUUAGUUUUGCAAUUUUUUUUCUUUUUUAAAGGAUGAAAAUAAGUAAGAAAGUCACCAAGCUUGCCUGCUUGCCUCCCCCCGUCUCUCUCUUCCUUCUCUCCCCCCUCUCUCCAACCUGAUUGCUAGUGGUUUAUAGGAAAUCUCCUUAGAGUACACUGACUUCUGUUAGCCUACUUCUUUCAAAUUCUCUCUUCCAUAUAUCAGCAGUUUUUAGGAAUCACCUGGGCAUCUUACGCUCUUGGAAGGCAGUGAACUGCAGUCAGAUGCAGUAGCCAGGUUUCCUGGAUGAUCUUGGAGUUGAGAGUACAACCACAUAAAUAAUUCCCAGACAUUAUGUGGUGGAUGUACUCGGUGGGCAGAAUCAGAGGAAAAAAACAAACACCUGAAGCUUUGUCCUGAGGAGGGGCAAUGGAGAGCCUGGGGUGACAGGGCUGAGCAAGAAGGGACAGGAGAUGAAAGACACUGGGAGGAUGACAAAGGAUUGG